Messenger RNA from Tripterygium wilfordii, 1698 nucleotides. Its product is annotated as cytochrome P450 94C1-like. The transcript has a single exon. The coding region runs from base 76 to 1575 and encodes 499 amino acids. The record is from RefSeq and is a predicted model, not a curated record. NCBI's taxonomy places the organism in Eukaryota, Viridiplantae, Streptophyta, Magnoliopsida, Celastrales, Celastraceae. Gene Ontology annotation, molecular function: monooxygenase activity; iron ion binding; oxidoreductase activity, acting on paired donors, with incorporation or reduction of molecular oxygen.
CUUCACAUCAAUAGUAUCUUUAUUAUCAUUUCGUUUCUCUUCCGUUGCUUUCUUAUCUUUAAUCAGAAGCCAUCGAUGGAGCUUGAAGAAGAUUCCUGCUUCCUGCACAAUCUUCAUGCCACCUUUGCCUUUGUAAUCAUCAUCUCAUCCCUUGUUCUCCUCGUACUCUACUUAUUACUGAAGUUCAAGCUCAGGUGCAAGUGCGAGAUUUGCGAUGCUUAUCUCACCCUAAGUUGGACCAAACAGUUCCCAAACCUUUGUGAUUGGUAUACCCAUCUCUUGAAAAAUUCACCAACAAAAACCAUCCACAUACAUGUACUUGGCAACACCAUCACAGCCAACCCAGUCAACGUUGAGUACAUACUCAAAACCCGAUUCGAUAAUUACCCGAAAGGAAAGCAAUUCUCUAUGAUCUUGGGAGAUUUUCUUGGUCAAGGAAUAUUUAACGUGGAUGGAGACUUGUGGAGGUUUCAAAGAAAGAUGGCAAGUCUUGAGCUCAAUACACUUUCCAUCAGAUCAUACGCUUUCGAUAUCGUCAACUAUGAGAUUGAAGCCAGACUAAUCCCGCUUCUACAAUCAGUUUCGGAUAAAGAAGAUGGAAUCAUAGAUCUACAAGACGUGUUUCGGAGAUUCUCCUUCGAUAGCAUAUGCAGGUUUUCUUUUGGGAUUGACCCCAUGUGCCUCGAGCUUUCGCUGCAGGCUGGGUUGUCAGAAUUCGUGGAGUCCUUCGACUUGGCGUCGAAAUUGUCGGCGGAGAGAGCCAUGGCUGUGUCCCCGCUCGUGUGGAGAAUCAAAAGGUUGAUGAACUUAGGGAGCGAAAGGAGAUUGAAAGAGGCAAUUCAGAAGAUCAACACUCUUGCUCAAGAAGUCAUCAGGCAAAGGCUUAAUAUGGGGUUUUCAACACAUAAGGACCUCCUGUCUCGCUUUAUGCAUACAGUCAACGAUGAUACGUUCUUGAGAGAUAUUGUUAUAAGCUUCCUCUUAGCUGGCCGAGACAGCGUUGCGUCGGCUUUGACCAGCUUGUUUUGGUUACUGGCUAAGCACCCAGAAGUAGCUUCGGCUAUUCGUACGGAGGCUGAUCGAAUUAAAGAUCUCACGAGCUUUGAACAAAUGAAAGAUCUCCAUUAUCUACAAGCGGUGGUACACGAGAGCAUGAGACUCUACCCUCCGAUCCAAUUCGAUUCCAAAUUUUGCGAAUCUGAUGACGUGUUACCGGAUGGAAAUUUCGUGAAAAGAGGAACUAGGGUUACGUACCACCCUUACGCGAUGGGUCGGAUGGAGGAGAUUUGGGGUCCGGAUUGCUUAGAAUUCAAGCCGGAGAGGUGGAUGGUAGAUGGCGUCUUCUGCUCCAAGAAAAACCUGUUUGAGUACCCGGUUUUCCAAGCCGGAGUACGGGUGUGUUUGGGGAAAGAACUGGCGCUGAUGGAGCUCAAAAGUGUGGCCAUUUCUUUGCUUCGACGGUUCCACAUCAAAUCGGUGUCAACGCAUUCAACGCCACGAUUCUCUCCUGGCCUCACCGCCACUUUUAGUGGUGGGCUCCCGGUAUUGGUACGAGAAAGGCAAAUCUCAUCAUAAUUCUCAUUCAUUUCCAAGUGUUACAUAUACAGUAAAUGAAUGGUACAUUUAUUCCUGAAUUGUAAUUUAAAUAACAAAAAUGAUAAAAAAAAAUUCUCAAUAGUUGGUGUUCAAGUUAUCACA